Molecule: messenger RNA, 1220 nt
Organism: Melospiza melodia melodia
Lineage: Eukaryota; Metazoa; Chordata; Aves; Passeriformes; Passerellidae
Gene: LRP2BP
Product: LRP2 binding protein
Exons: 8
Coding region: 1-1158 (385 amino acids)
Molecular function (GO): protein binding
Source: RefSeq, a predicted model, not a curated record
AUGGAGCGGCGCCGGGAGCCGGCACGGGCCUGGCAGGGCGGCGGCAGGCCCCGCCACAGCACCAAGGGCCGAUCCGCGGCCGGCAGCUCCAGGUCCCGGGCCUGCUCAUCGCGGCAGGCCCCGCCCGAGCCGCCUUCGGGCGCGGGGCUGCCGGGGGAGCUGGGCCGGCGGUGCUGGCUGGCGCUGCGCUGCGAGCGGCUGCCGCAGGAGCCCCGCCCGCCAAGUACUAACCACUGCCGGGAUGUGCUCUUGGCAAAAUCGGAGGAGUCGCCAGUGAGGAGUGAGGCACGUGGAGAUCCUCCAUCACCUUUUCAGAAGGGACAACGAUACUAUGAACAGGGGUUGUACAAACAAGCGUUAAAGCGAUUUGAAAAAAUCAAGGAUACAGAUUUUCAAGCAAUGUAUCAGCUUGGUGUAAUGUAUUAUGAUGGACUUGGCACUAAAAAAGACCCUGAGAAGGGAGUGGAAUACAUGAAUAAAAUAUUCAACUCUGAUUCCCCAGAAGCAAAUCACUUGAAGUUUGCAGCUGCAUACAAUCUUGGCAGGGCAUAUUAUGAAGGAUGUGGUGUUAAACAUUCAGUUGAAGAGGCUGAAAGGUUGUGGCUUACUGCUGCAGACAAUGGAAAUCCAAAAGCAAGUGUAAAGGCCCAGAGUACUUUAGGAAUGCUUUAUUCUAUGCCAAUUCUAAAAGAUAUGAAGAAGGCCUUUUUCUGGCAUUCAAAAGCAUGUCAAAAUGGAAAUCUGGAAUCAAAGGCAGCACUUGGCAUUAUGUAUCUCUAUGGACAAGGUACACGUCGAAACAGCCAAGCUGCUUUGGAGUGCCUGAGAAAAGCAACAGAACUUGGAAAUAUCUAUGCUCAAGGCCAUCUUGUGGAAUAUUACUACACUGGAAAAUUUUACUCAAAAGCCGCUGAACUAGCCAAAAGGGCUACAGCAGAUGAUGACAUCAACAUGCUAGCCAAGCUAAAUGAUUGCCAUCCAACCUAUUUAGCCAAGGGGGCUGCUAUGGCUGCUUUCUACUUGGCUAGAUGCCUCCAGCUAGGCAGAGGCACAGAGAAAAACAAGCAGGCUGCUGAGAAGUACUAUUCUAAAGCAUGCCAUCUGGAUCCUGUUGUUGCUUCUCACCUUGAAUUGGCAGCGAAUCUUGGGAGAAUUUAGUGUUUCUUUUAACUGUGACUGGUAUAUAAAUAUAUUUCCUACAAUAAACCAUCAUUAAUCUC